UAACCCUAAUUUUCAACAAAGAAAUAAUAAUAAUAAUAAUCAACAGAAACAGCAGCAAUAUAUGGAGAGAAAUAGUUCAGUGGGACAUCAUCAACAAGAGCAGCAUUUUCAAAACCAACAGCAACAACAGUGGAUGAGAAGGAAUCAGUUAGAUAGUGCUAUUGAUGAGGUUGAAAAGACUGUCCAAUCUGAAACAAUUGAUGGAAGGUAGAAGGAGAGCAAGAGGACACUGUGCUGGAACACAAUCCCAGCAUGCAUAUGGUGGAUUGUUUGGAUUUUGGAAGGAAAGGAAGUUAAGGAACAACAGAUGUUUUGAAGUGAAAUCAACUCUUUCCAACAACUGCAUACCUUUGUUUUCGUUUUGGUGUAAAGGGGAAUUUGUAAAUGAAGCAGGAUCAAUACCUAGCCUCUUCGAAUCUAUUUCACAAGAUUGGAAGGCUAGCUUGAAGAUACCACCACUUGAUAGUCGAUACAGGACUGAGGAUGUGACAGCAACUAAGGGAAACGAUUUUGAAGACUAUUUUCUAAAGCGUGAACUGCUUAUGGGAAUUUACGAAAAGGGGUUUGAGAGACCAUCACCAAUCCAGGAGGAGAGUAUUCCAAUUGCUCUAACAGGAAGUGAUAUUUUGGCAAGGGCCAAGAAUGGAACUGGGAAGACUGCUGCCUUCUGCAUUCCUGCAUUGGAAAAGAUUGAUCAGGACAACAAUGUCAUUCAAGCUGUUAUCCUUGUCCCAACUCGAGAAUUGGCUCUUCAAACAUCUCAAGUUUGCAAAGAACUCGCGAAGAACUUAAAAAUUCAAGUCAUGGUUUCCACCGGCGGGACCAGCUUAAAAGACGACAUAAUGAGACUAUAUCAGCCUGUACAUUUGCUUGUUGGAACUCCUGGAAGAAUACUUGACCUUGCAGGUAAAGGAGUGUGUGUUUUGAAAGAUUGCUCCAUGCUUGUCAUGGAUGAGGCUGAUAAGCUUCUAUCACCGGAGUUCCUACCUUCCAUUGAGCAGCUGAUCCGUUUCAUGCCUGCAAAUCGUCAGAUACUAAUGUUUUCUGCUACAUUCCCUGUUACAGUCAAGGACUUCAAAGAUAGAUACUUGCAGAAGCCUUAUGUUAUCAACCUUAUGGACGAACUUACACUCAAGGGUAUUACCCAGUUUUAUGCUUUUGUUGAAGAAAGACAGAAGCUUCACUGUCUGAACACUCUGUUCUCUAAGCUUCAAAUAAACCAAUCAAUAAUUUUCUGCAACUCUGUAAAUCGCGUAGAACUUCUUGCCAAGAAGAUAACGGAGCUGGGUUAUUCGUGCUUCUAUAUCCAUGCAAAGAUGCUCCAAGAUCAUAGGAACAGGGUUUUUCAUGACUUCCGCAAUGGUGCAUGCAGGAACCUUGUCUGUACUGAUUUGUUUACUAGAGGGAUAGACAUUCAAGCAGUCAAUGUUGUUAUCAACUUUGAUUUCCCAAAGAACUCAGAAACAUAUUUACACAGGGUUGGGCGGUCUGGGAGAUUUGGCCACCUUGGUUUAGCUGUCAACCUAAUUACUUUUGAGGAUCGCUUCAAUCUGUAUAGAAUUGAACAAGAGCUAGGAACCGAGAUUAAGCAAAUUCCGCCACAUAUAGACCAGGCUAUAUAUUGCGGGUAAUGAAUCAUCUUCAUGGUCGAUACGAUUCUGGAUGGUUGGGGGCUGCUACGUGUUUCAUUUACUGAGAUAGAUGCCCUUGAGCUAAAAUUGAACAUCUUGGUACAUAUAGUUACUAUUAAAAUGGUCCAUGGCCAUAAAUGUGAUAGCCAAUGGCUUGUGCCUAGUGAUGUGGUUGUCGGAGUUGGCUAGUUUUGGUUAUCAGUUUCCAAGUGACAAUUCAAUAUUGAUGAGGUUAGAAGGCAAAUGGUUGUGUGUAAUAUUCACGUUUUAGGAUGUGUUUGGUAUGGAGGUUUUCUAAUUUUCCGUA
Molecule: messenger RNA, 1938 nt
Organism: Lycium ferocissimum
Lineage: Eukaryota; Viridiplantae; Streptophyta; Magnoliopsida; Solanales; Solanaceae
Product: DEAD-box ATP-dependent RNA helicase 8
Exons: 11
Coding region: 165-1631 (488 amino acids)
Biological process (GO): P-body assembly; cytoplasmic stress granule assembly
Cellular component (GO): cytoplasmic stress granule; P-body
Molecular function (GO): ATP binding; RNA helicase activity; mRNA binding
Source: RefSeq, a predicted model, not a curated record